AUGGGCUUUGGCAGCGCGAGGCGAGGGGCGAGGGGCCUGAGGGGCAGAGACAGGCCGGCCGCCCCGCAGUGCCUGGAGACCCAGUGCUUCGACCCGCUGGUUCGCAAAUGUGUGGCCUGCAGUCUCCUCCGGACGACAGAGCCUAGACCGGGCGGCCCGAGCAGCCUGGCGCCCGGGACGGCGCUGCAGCCGCAGGAGUCGGUGGGUCCGGGGGCCGCCGCCGAGGCCGAGGCCGCGCUGCCGCUCCCGGCGCUGCUCUUCGGCGCCCCCGCGCUGCUGGGCCUGGCGCUGGCCCUGGUCCUGCUGGGCCUGGUGAGCGGGAGGCGCCGACGGCGACGGCCCGGCGCGGCGGCUGCCCCAGAGGCCCUGGAGGCCCCGGACGGAGACCAGGAUGCCCCAGAGCCCCUGGACAGUGACAGCAUCCUCUCCCCGGGAACCCUGGAUGCCACAGCUCCCAUCUGGCUUCCGCCCAGUGAAGACCCAGCUACCACCCCACCUGCCCACAGCGUCCCUGUGCCAGCCACAGAGCUGGGUUCCACUGAGCUGGUGACCACUAAGACGGCCGGCCCGGAGCAACCAUAG
This is a messenger RNA of Balaenoptera musculus (blue whale), 582 nucleotides long. RefSeq names its product TNF receptor superfamily member 13C (gene TNFRSF13C). Gene Ontology annotation, cellular component: external side of plasma membrane. Bases 1 to 582 code for a protein of 193 amino acids. NCBI's taxonomy places the organism in Eukaryota, Metazoa, Chordata, Mammalia, Artiodactyla, Balaenopteridae. Gene Ontology annotation, molecular function: signaling receptor activity. The record is from RefSeq and is a predicted model, not a curated record. The transcript is spliced from 3 exons. Gene Ontology annotation, biological process: positive regulation of T cell proliferation; T cell costimulation; B cell costimulation.